Messenger RNA from Amoebophrya sp. A25, 575 nucleotides. The record is from the annotation of a GenBank genome assembly. Lineage: Eukaryota; Dinophyceae; Syndiniales; Amoebophryaceae.
AUGCCGGGAGCUCCAUUGCGGCGGGCCGGAGGGGGAUCUCCCUUAUUCUCGGCAGCGGAAAAGCCUGCGAAGAUUAAACUUGAUUUCGAUCAUGAAGACGGUGGCUACCAGGCUCGGAAGCGUGAGGAGAAAGAAGCAGAGGAGAGGCUUCUUGCUUCACAGGACCGGCGACAGGGGCUAUAUUUUUCGGAGCUUCGGAAAAAAGUAUAUUGAUUUUAAGUGUAAGAUAAGCUUUUUCUUAUAAUAUUAUAUUAAGUGCCACCAGAUUUAGAAACCUUUGCUCAUUAUGAGCACGGGUCUCUAUUUCUGGUACUUAUACUCGUAAUCGUAGACUUGGGCAACUCCUUAUAGAUGGUGAUCCUCAUGUGAUUGACUUUUUUAGUCGUUUUGCGCUGAGUAAGAAUAUGUUGAGCAUUCUCGUAUCUUCCUGCUCCUACGUUGAUCUUAUGGAGCUUUUUCUUACUCGUCUAUCAUCUUCUUAUCGUGAAUUUUUACAGCAAGCAGCCCUCUUUGAAAGCGAACGCAGUGUCAACAGAGGCAGCAUCUAUCGGGAAUUGAAGCGCAGUACCGACGGU